This is a messenger RNA of Hydra vulgaris (swiftwater hydra), 1534 nucleotides long. NCBI's taxonomy places the organism in Eukaryota, Metazoa, Cnidaria, Hydrozoa, Anthoathecata, Hydridae. The record is from RefSeq and is a predicted model, not a curated record.
AAAUCUUAUUAUAAGUUUAACUUGUUUUUUGUGCAAUAGCUAUAACUAAACAUUAGUGGUAACUAAAGUCAAUAAUAUUCCUUGUCUAUUACUCUAUUCUCAGAAAAUAGUUUGUUAAAAAUACUUUUACAUUAAAAGUUUUAAAUUUAUAAGAUGGACAGAUUUUAUUGGCUGCAGAAAAUGGAUGCAAAUGAAAGAAAUGUCCAUAGUCAGAGCAAUGUCCGAAUAUAUGAUGGAGAUGAAAUGACAACAUUUGAUAGUGGUGAGUUAACUUUAACAAACCUAAAACUUAUUUGGAAAGAUUCAGUUCAAAAGGAAAGAACAUUAGCUCUUGAUUUAUCUUUGGUUCAAAAGAUUGAUGUUGAGAGUGCUUCAUUGUUUAAAAGUUCGAAGGUGCUGGUUCAUCUUAGUUCUGUUUUAACAAAUAAACCUGAUGGACCAAAGCAAAAAAGUCAACACAACUAUAUUAAACUGUCAUUUCGUUCUGGUGGAAAUGAACAGUUUAUAAAAGCUUUUAAGAAUGUAUUAUGUUCAAAAGAUUGGGAAAUAAUAAAUGCAGCAAUAGAUAAACCGAAAGAACCAGUUGAAAUUUCUCAUCGACAUGUAGGUAUUGUAGGUAUUGAACGCAAAAUCCAUGAGAAGCACAAUAAAACUGAUGAAACAGUUGCACAAGCAUUUAAAGAUCUUGACAUGUUGAUUGAAAAGGCAAAGGACAUGGUUGCAAUUGCUGACAAGUUUUCAAAAAAACUACAAGAAAAAGAAAUUAGCAUAACAGAUGAUGAGACUGUUGCAUUUAAAUCAUAUUUACUUAGUAUGGGAAUUGAAAAUCCAGUGACUAGAGAAUCUCAUGGUUCUGGUGUUCGAUAUCAUAUGGAGCUAGCUAAACAACUGGCUACAUUUUUACAAAGCAUCAUUGAAGAGUCAGGAGGAGUUAUGACCUUAUCUGAUGUCUUUUGUAGAUUUAAUCGUGCAAGGGGAAUGGAGCUUGUUUCACCUGAAGGUCUAGUUAAUGCUGCUAAAAUGAUGGAAUCCUUGAAAUUAAACAUGAAACUUCGCAAGUUUGAUAGUGGUCUUCUUGUUAUACAAUCAUUGAGUCACACAGAAGAAGAAAUAAUUGCUACUACAACAAAUAAGGUAAAAGAUGCAGGCUCUUUGACUUCAGAGGAAUUCGCUAGGUUUGUUGGAAUUUCAUUAGCAUUAGCUAAAGAAAGAUUGCUGUUAGCAGAAAAAGUUGGUCAUCUCUGCCGAGAUGAUUCUGUUGAAGGCCUUAGGUUUUUUCCAAACAAGUUUGUCAUGUUAGAAACUUAACUUAAAAUUUAGCAGCUAGUGUUAUGGAAUCAUUUCUUAACAUUGAGAAUUGAAGAAGAGUUGUGAAAAAAUCUGUGUGAAAUCUGUAAGCUUUGAUAAAAUGAUCUACAUAUACAGAGGGCUAAAAAAUAUCAACAAAAUUUUUUAUUGGUAUUUGAUUGUAUAAUUAUUUGCUUGUAAAAAUAUUUGCUUGUUGAUUAGUAUAAAUAAAGUUUGAUUAAAAUUA